Messenger RNA from Cuscuta campestris, 2342 nucleotides. The record is from the annotation of a GenBank genome assembly. Lineage: Eukaryota; Viridiplantae; Streptophyta; Magnoliopsida; Solanales; Convolvulaceae.
GAAGCAAAGAACCAAAUCCGGAGUGAAUCAUACAGUAAUUCACGUAACUCCGCAUUACUUACUGCUGCUACUCAAAUCGGCAGUGUUGAAUCUGGAGCAGAGUGUUGUGAAACCGGUGGGAGGGAAUUGAGUGUUGAAGAUCCAUACGCGGGGUUUUGUAUUGCAGACCGGUGGGUAUUAUGGCUCUCGUUUGAUUUCAGGAACUCGACUCCGCAGAGUGGAAAGUUCGAAACUUGGAGAUCGGAGGAGUAGGGGAAGACUGGGUCUGCUCAAUUCACUCACGCCCUUGGAUUGUAAUGGCAAGCAAACUAGCCUCUGGGGACAACCGGACUAGAAGGUCCGUAUCGAUAUUCAUCAUAUGUGGUCUAUGUUGUUUCUUCUAUCUGCUUGGAGUGUGGCAAAGAAGUGGGUUUGGCAAGGGAGACAGCAUAGCCUUGGAGGUGACAAGGUCUACCACAGACUGCAAUGUAUUGACAAACCUUAAUUUUGAGACCCAUCAUGGUGGUCAGCCUGGCAGUGGUGAUGAUGACUCUGACUCAAACAUGAAAAAGGAGAUUAAACCUUGUCAUCCUCGUUACACGGAUUACACUCCGUGCCAAGAUCAAAACCAUGCCAUGAAAUUCCCUAGGGAAAACAUGAUCUACAGAGAAAGGCACUGCCCUCCUCAAGAAAAGAAGUUGCAUUGCCUUAUUCCUGCACCGGAAGGGUACGUUACUCCGUUUCCAUGGCCAAAGAGCCGCGACUAUGUCCCCUAUGCUAAUGCACCUUACAAGAGCUUGACAGUUGAGAAGGCCAUUCAGAACUGGAUUCAGUAUGAGGGGAACGUCUUUAGGUUUCCAGGAGGCGGGACGCAGUUCCCUCAGGGAGCUGAUAAGUAUAUCGAUCAGCUUGCUUCAGUCAUCCCUAUCGAAAAUGGGACUGUUCGGACUGCAUUGGACACUGGUUGCGGGGUUGCAAGUUGGGGUGCUUAUCUAUGGAAGAAGAAUGUGAUAGCAAUGUCAUUUGCCCCUCGAGAUUCACACGAGGCACAAGUUCAGUUCGCCCUGGAAAGGGGUGUCCCUGCUGUCAUCGGUGUUCUAGGGACUAUCAAGAUGCCUUAUCCCUCUAGAGCCUUUGAUAUGGCUCAUUGUUCUCGUUGUCUAAUUCCAUGGGGGGCUGCUGAUGGAAUCCUAAUGAUGGAAGUUGACCGGGUUCUUAGACCUGGAGGCUACUGGGUGCUCUCUGGCCCUCCUAUCAAUUGGAAGGUCAACUACAGAGCUUGGCAACGCCCUAAAGAUGAACUCCAGGAAGAACAGAGGAAAAUUGAAGAGGUUGCUAAACUUCUAUGCUGGGAAAAGAAGGCUGAGAAGGCUGAAAUUGCAGUUUGGCAGAAGAGGAUGGAUGCUGAUUCGUGCCGCGUGGCACAAGAGGAUUCUAGAGCUGCAUUUUGCAAUUCUGCAGAUCCAGAUGAUGUUUGGUAUGUCGUUGGAACUCAUGUCUUGUAUAAGAAGAUGGAGCCAUGCAUUACUCGAUCACCAAAUGCGAACAUAGACGAGCACCUGAAGCCAUUCCCCGAGAGACUGAAUUCUAUUCCCCCGAGAAUUGCUAGUGGAUUGAUUUCAGGAGUGUCAGCGGAGGAAUACCGAGAAGACAAGAAAAUGUGGAAGAAACAUGUGAGUGCUUAUAAAAGAAUCAACAAAAUCCUUGAUUCCGGAAGGUAUCGUAACAUAAUGGAUAUGAAUGCUGGAUUGGGAGGUUUUGGUGCAGAGCUUACAUCUCCAAAGAUGUGGGUUAUGAAUGUUGUGCCCACAAUAGCUGAGAAGAACACUUUGGGCGUUAUAUAUGAACGUGGAAUGAUUGGCAUCUACCAUGACUGGUGUGAAGCCUUCUCCACGUAUCCGAGGACCUAUGAUCUGAUUCAUGCUAAUGGACUCUUCAGCUUAUACAAGAAUAAGUGUGAAUAUGAAGACAUUCUUAUAGAGAUGGAUAGGAUCUUGAGGCCAGAAGGGGCAGUGAUCAUCAGGGACGAAGUCGACGUGCUUGUAAAGGUGAAGAAGAUAAUUGGUGGCAUGCGGUGGGACUUCAGAUUGAUAGACCACGAAGACGGUCCCCUCAUCCCAGAGAAAAUCCUUGUUGCAGUCAAACAGUAUUGGACUGUGGGUGGGACCAACUCUACUAUCAGUGUAACACAAUGAGGAAAAAGGAAGUUGGCAACCCUUUGAGCAGCUAGAAAGACAGAGGGGGGGGGGGGUGAUUAUACAAGCAGUUUGAUGGUAAAAAUCCCCUUCCAUUCGUUUUUACCACACGAAGCUUUGCUCCACAAGGGGAUUCGUUCGUCAAUGGAGCACGCGGGCUAUGGUGGU